Messenger RNA from Micropterus dolomieu (smallmouth bass), 2664 nucleotides. It is a transcript of the gene septin4b, whose product is annotated as septin 4b. Bases 36 to 1160 code for a protein of 374 amino acids. Gene Ontology annotation, molecular function: molecular adaptor activity; GTP binding; GTPase activity. The record is from RefSeq and is a predicted model, not a curated record. NCBI's taxonomy places the organism in Eukaryota, Metazoa, Chordata, Actinopteri, Centrarchiformes, Centrarchidae. Gene Ontology annotation, cellular component: cell division site; septin ring; synaptic vesicle. Gene Ontology annotation, biological process: cytoskeleton-dependent cytokinesis; regulation of exocytosis. The transcript is spliced from 11 exons.
CUGACCAAAACGUCUCUAUGUAGGAGAUUUCUAAAAUGGUACAGAGGAAUAUUCCCUCGCACACACAGGACCAGGACAAGGAGUACGUGGGUUUUGCGACGCUGCCAAACCAGGUACACCGCAAGUCAGUGAAGAAGGGAUUUGACUUCACGCUCAUGGUGGCAGGGGAGUCCGGCCUGGGAAAGUCCACCCUUGUCAACAGCCUGUUUCUCACAGAUCUUUACAAAGAUAGGAAGCUGCUCAAUGCUGAAGAGCGAAUCACACAAACAGUAGAAAUCACCAAACACACAGUGGAUAUAGAAGAGAAAGGCGUCAAACUGAAGCUCACCAUCGUGGACACCCCUGGGUUUGGGGAUGCCGUGAACAACACCGAAUGCUGGAAGUCAGUGGCUGACUACAUCGACCAGCAGUUUGAGCAGUACUUCAGGGACGAGAGUGGCCUCAACCGCAAGAACAUUCAGGACAACCGCGUACACUGCUGCCUCUAUUUCAUCUCACCCUUCGGUCAUGGCCUCCGGCCUUUGGAUGUGGAGUUUAUGAAAGCUCUGCAUGAGAAGGUUAACAUCGUCCCCGUCUUGGCCAAAGCAGACACACUCACCCCCAGUGAGGUCAAGAAAAAGAAAAUCAAGAUCCGAGAGGAGAUUGAGCAGUAUGGGAUCAAGAUAUACCAGUUCCCUGACUGUGACUCUGACGAGGAUGAGGACUUUAAGCAGCAGGACACUGAGCUGAAGGAAAGCAUUCCCUUUGCAGUGAUUGGCAGCAACACAGUGGUGGAGGCCAAGGGGAAGAGGGUGCGAGGCCGUCUCUACCCCUGGGGCAUUGUAGAGGUGGAGAACUCGGCACACUGUGAUUUCGUGAAGCUUAGGAACAUGCUCGUCCGCACUCACAUGCAAGAUCUGAAGGACGUGACCCGGGAGACUCACUACGAGAACUACAGGGCCCACUGCAUCCAGAGCAUGACCCGCAUGGUUGUGAAGGAACGCAACCGCAAUAAACUAACCAGGGAGAGUGGCACAGACUUCCCCAUCCCCGUGGUGCCAACAGUGGCAGACAACGAGACAGAAAAACUCAUCCGAGAGAAAGACGAGGAGUUGCGGCGGAUGCAGGAGAUGCUGCAGAGGAUCCAAGACCAGAUGCACACUCAGAAAGACGCCUAUUAACGCAGGACAGCGAUCACACUGUGUACAUGUCUCUCUUGCUAACUGGGAUAAAAGAAAAAAACAAAACACACCCAGGAAGCCUUUAUUCCUCUCUAGAACACUGACGUCCCCCACGUGUCCACCCAACCACCACUCAACCUCAUCAACAGCAGCAUGUUACACUUGGAUCAGGGACCAGCGAGGAGGUGGUAAGAUGUUCUGACAUUUGCUCCCUUUAUUCCUCUGACGUUAUGACACCACUGCGGCAAAACACUCGACCCUCCCCUCUACUGUUUUCUGUUCUGUCAAGUUUAAAAUGAUUAAAAAAGCAUUGUUGUUUGUUUGAAUAAAUCGUCUCUAGUUUGAGGGUUUGUUUAGUCGAUGAGUGAUUUUUCAAAUAUCUGAACUUUGUUCAGUGACAUGCUCCCCAGGAUGUGUAAUUUUAUUUUUACAUACAGUAAAAAUAUGAGGUUUACAUGUGGUGACCUGCUCAGAUUUUUUUAAAACACAUUUUUCUGUUGCAAGUGUUUAUUUUUAUUAUCUCUAUAGGUCAACAUGCAUAUAUACUGUAAUAAUUUAAUUUUUAUAUAUCCCACUCAUAAACAUUUGUUCUGCUUAUUUUCAUCUUUUAUGUGCUCCUGGUUUUAUUUAACUACUCUGCUUGACAUUGUGUAUGGAUGGUUGUGUCAUGUAGAUUUCCCUUUAGAUGAGGUUGGUUCAUUUGAUUUCAUCUUUGUGUGAGGAUUCAUUUAAAUGUGCAUGUUCAUCAUAGUUGCCACCUCUGCUGCCUGACAGCAUGGAUGUUAGUGGCUUUGCUCACUUACUGAUUGCCAAAUAUCAACAUUUAAAAUAAUCUACUUUUUACAUGACAAAGAAGUCCGUUAUUGUUUGGAGAAUUCCCCAAAACAGAGUUGUUUCAGAAUCUCGUGAAAACUGAUCAAGACAGAACCAUCAACAGUUCACUUGUGAGAGCUGAUGUGAGAAUGCCUGCUAGUCCUGACGAAGACUUUGAUUAGACAAGACCCUUCAUUUGCAUGAGUGUCCAAGGGGAGGGUCACAUCAAAGGCUGGGCAGUGUAUUUAUUUUUGCAUGUGUUUUGUAAAGGUUACUUAGAUUGCAGAUCAAUGACGUGGUCAAAAGGUUAUUUAUGGGCAAUGAAAAUAUAUUAAGAAGUGGUUUUUUAAAUUUUUAUUUGGGCAGGUUAUCAUGAUUUCCUCAUUUUAAGGGACGUUGGAUGUGUGCUAACCUUAAUGUUUAUAACCAAAGCCAACAAUGACAAACUUAACUGUCCUAAAUUUUGAGUUUUCCUUUUCUGAAAGUGUGAAUUUUGUUUUGUGUUGACAUUAAAAAAGUGUCACAGCUAAGAGUAAUGAUCAAAAAUAUCUGAAUGAACUUUCAUUUUCUUGCUAAUGGUUUCUAUGUUACAAGUAGACAUCCUUAUUUGGAAGUUAAAUGACUGCCAUGUUGUGUGACCUUUAUGUAAAAAAAAAAAGAAAAAAAGAAAAAAUUACAUUCCUCCAGCUUC